Ostrea edulis (European flat oyster) is the source of this 734-nucleotide messenger RNA. RefSeq names its product peroxynitrite isomerase THAP4-like. The transcript is spliced from 4 exons. NCBI's taxonomy places the organism in Eukaryota, Metazoa, Mollusca, Bivalvia, Ostreida, Ostreidae. The record is from RefSeq and is a predicted model, not a curated record. The annotation marks the transcript as partial. Gene Ontology annotation, molecular function: sequence-specific DNA binding.
AGAGAAAGUGAAAGAUGUGAGGUUUUUUUCCGUUUCCCUAAGGACAGGAAGAAGAGAUCAGCUUGGGUUAGAGCCAUAAAUAGGGAUGAUUGGACUCCUAAUGAGUACAGCAGAGUGUGUUCCGAACAUUUCGUGGGGUCAUGGUAUAGUGACGACCCUGCAGACGAAAACUAUCGCCCAACAUUAUUCGAUUACAAAGUUAAGCCACAUUCGGAGUCAAAGACUGGCCGCAAUGACAGACACAGCAAAAGAAAUUUACUUCAGGAGUUGAAUGAGCAAGAGGAAAGAGAAACGCACACUCUACAGCAACAUCACAGGUUUAGUCUGUUUUCACACAGCUACUGUCACAUAGAAUCAACAAGUGAAGAUGCUCCACCCGUUCAAGAAAGGCCAUGCAUGACUUGCCUACUGAUGAUGUUGGAAGAAAAAGGUAUGCAGUGUGAAACAGACCCUUUGUUGACAGAAAAUGAAUCAUUGAAGCAACAGGUGAAAGAGCUCCAGAAAGAAAUGGAGUUUCCAGAGAAUUGCGAAUGAUAACAAGACCCGCUUUUAUACUGGACUUCCCUCAUUUGCUGUGUCCAUGUGGCUUUUCAAUUUUCUACGGCCAAAGGCAGAAAAAAUGAAGUAUUGGUCAGGACCAAGCACAGAUAAGUCUUCCGACCGCAAGGGAGCUUCAGCGGGUUCAUUAGAUUUGAUUGAUCAGCUGUUUGCAGCUCUCAUUAGACUUAGGGUUG